Messenger RNA from Microdochium trichocladiopsis, 1357 nucleotides. RefSeq lists its product as uncharacterized. The transcript has a single exon. Gene Ontology annotation, molecular function: protein-macromolecule adaptor activity. NCBI's taxonomy places the organism in Eukaryota, Fungi, Ascomycota, Sordariomycetes, Xylariales, Microdochiaceae. Gene Ontology annotation, biological process: proteasome regulatory particle assembly. The record is from RefSeq and is a predicted model, not a curated record. The coding region runs from base 408 to 1160 and encodes 250 amino acids.
CCCACCAUCAAGUGCAUCACACAUUCCACUUUUGCAGGUCCACAGGCAGCCGACAGCUUGCGACGGCCUCGUUUCCAGGCAAGCAAGACACCCGGUGCAGUCCAUACAGAGCAGCACUGGACCCAUCUGUCGCAACACCCGCCUCACGCACGUCACCCGAAGCCACGAGCACAGCUUCUCCAUCCAGCGCGCCUGAGCAUCAUCGACACCACACCCGAUCACAACAACCACAGGCCCCCCCACCACCAACCGUCAUCAUCGCCGGAGGCCCGUAUCAUCAACCACUACAAGCCGCCCCAAAAAGCACCAUCAGAAUCCCAGUCCAUACAGCGCAGAGCCCCUUAAAUCAAGCCACCAGGAAAGAAAAGAAAAAUAAAAGAAGGAGAGAAAAAGAAAAACAGCCAAAUAUGGCGGACCAGGCAUCCUCGUCGUCAACGACGACAACAACACCCAUAUCCCCGGCCCGCUUCGCCGCCGCCCUGAAAGACCUCUCGGCCGAGAACCUCGCGCUCAAGGUGUUUGAGCUGCGCAACUCGAUCGCCCACCUCGACUACUCGAACGCCGAGCUGCGGCCCUAUGCCGAGGGUUUGGUGCCCGUCAUGGGCGCUGGUUCUGCUGCUGCUGCCACUGACGCCACACAGACGACAUCACCAUCACAACAACAAGAAGGAGGAGGAGGAAUAGCGGCACAAGCACAGCAGGAAACAAAAGGCGACCAGGACUGCAUCGACGCCAUCGCCGAGAACGAGGUCGUCAUCGCCCGCAUGCUCGAGAGGAUAGACCUCAUCCGCGCAGAGGUCACCGGCCGGGGUCUCAGCUGGGACGAGUUGUCGGGGGUCAUGCCGGAGCGGGACGACCCAACUGUCGGGGUGGUGCCGCAGGGUCUUGGUGCGGUCGAUGAUAGCUCUGCUGGAGGUGGUAAUGAUGGCGGUGUGGUGAACGGAGUAAACGGCACAUCCGCGACGACGACGACGACGACGAAUGGUGAUCGGCAAGAGCAGCACGAGGCCUGGCGCGACGGGACGUUUACCACGGGCACGAUACGGUCUGGCGGUCCCGGCCUUAGUGACGAGGAGCUCUUGCGUAGAUUACAGGCCCAGACCCCCGGGCUGGGCGGUGAUGACGAUGAUGGAGACGAGGAUGGCGGCAUACAUCUGUGAAUGACGAGAGAGAGAGAGAGGGGGGGUGGGGGAAAAGAAAGGAAUUGCUCACAAAGGCACACGAAAAGAUGCUUAAGUCACGAGAAAAAUGUAUUUGCACAGACCCGGUCCAAGGCGACUGUAAUUAGUGGAAUAGUCAUCCAGAAAGGAGCGCACAUUGGCAUGACAGGCCAAAAAAAAAAAAAGAUUGUACUAGC